This is a messenger RNA of Pygoscelis adeliae (Adelie penguin), 3172 nucleotides long. It is a transcript of the gene TGFBRAP1, whose product is annotated as transforming growth factor, beta receptor associated protein 1. The transcript is spliced from 11 exons. Gene Ontology annotation, cellular component: membrane; cytoplasm. Gene Ontology annotation, biological process: autophagy; vesicle-mediated transport; endosomal vesicle fusion. The record is from RefSeq and is a predicted model, not a curated record. NCBI's taxonomy places the organism in Eukaryota, Metazoa, Chordata, Aves, Sphenisciformes, Spheniscidae. The coding region runs from base 1 to 2592 and encodes 863 amino acids.
AUGAGCGUUAAAGCUUUCAAGCUCGUUUCUGCUGUUGAGCGGGAGAUGUUAAUGGGAGACAAAAAUUACAUCAACAUUGAAUGCAUUGAGUGUUGCGGAAAGAACCUCUAUAUUGGAACCAAUGACUGCUUUAUCUAUCACUUUCUGUUGGAUGAAAAGAUCUCAACAGCUGGAAAAAUAACUUUUGCUGCCACCAAGCAACUGCAUAAAUACCUGGGCUUGAAGAAGCCUGUGAGUGAGUUGAAAGCAGCCUCCGCCCUCACCAGGCUUCUUGUGCUUUGCGACAACACAAUAACACUAGUUAACAUGAUGAACUUGGAACCUGUCCCCACUGGUGCUAGAAUCAAAGGAGCUGUGACAUUCGCAUUAAAUGAAAACCCCGUGAGUGGGGAUCCUUUCUGUGUCGAAGUCUGCAUUAUCUCGGUCAAGCGGCGGACCAUUCAAAUGUUCAUGGUGUUUGAAGACAGAGUCCAGAUAGUGAAGGAAGUGUUUACUCCAGAGCAACCCUGUGCUGUGGCUGUAGAUGGUUAUUACUUAUGUCUUGCACUUACUACACAGUAUAUCAUUUUGAAUUAUAAUACUGGCGUCUCCCAGGAUCUAUUUCCUUAUUGCAGUGAUGAGAAACGGCCAAUUGUGAAAAGGAUAGGCAGACAAGAGUUUCUGUUGGCUGGCCCCGGAGGCCUAGGCAUGUUUGCAACUGUAGACGGCAUUUCACAGCGUGCCCCUGUGCACUGGUCAGAGAACGUGAUUGGAGCAGCUUUGUGCUUUCCUUACGUGGUUGCUCUCGAUGAUGAGUUCAUUACGGUGCACAGCAUGCUGGACCAGCAGCAAAAGCAAACGCUGCCUUUUAAAGAAGGUCACAUUCUACAGGACUUCGAAGGAAAGGUGAUUGUUGCUACUAAUAAGGGUGUGUAUAUCUUGGUGCCGCUACCUUUGGAAAAACAGAUUCAGGAUCUUCUAGCUAGCCACAGAGUGGAAGAAGCCCUUGUUCUAGCAAAAGGAGCUCGAAGGAAUAUUCCAAAAGAGAGAUUUCAGGUAAUGUACAAACGAAUCCUGCAGCAAGCAGGUUUUAUACAGUUUGCACAGCUUCAGUUCCUUGAAGCAAAAGAACUCUUCAGAAGCGGCCAGCUUGAUGUCCGGGAGCUGAUCUCUCUCUACCCCUUCCUGUUGCCUACUUCCUCUUCAUUUAUACGGUCUCAUCCCCCUCUGCAUGAGUACGCGGACCUAAACCAGCUGACCCAAGGGGACCAGGAGAAGAUGACAAAAUGCAAACGAUUCCUCAUGAGUUACUUGAAUGAAGUCCGCAGCACUGAGGUUGCAAAUGGCUACAAGGAAGAUAUUGACACAGCUUUACUCAAGCUAUAUGCAGAGGCAAAUCAUGAAAGCCUGCUGGAUCUGCUAGUUUCGGAGAACUUUUGUCUUUUAACAGAUAGUGCUGCCUGGCUGGAAAAACACAAAAAGUAUUUUGCCCUUGGUCUCCUCUAUCACUACAAUGGUCAGGAUGCUGCAGCACUUCAGUUAUGGGUGAAAAUAGUUGAUGGAGACAUUCAAGAUUCUACACGUUCAGAUCUCUAUGAAUAUAUAGUAGACUUCCUUACAUUCUGCUCAGACCAAGAUCUAGUGUGGAAAUACUCUGAAUGGGUUUUACAAAAAAAUGAAGAGGUUGGCGUACAGAUUUUCACUAAAAGGCCUUUGGAAGAACAGGAGAAAAACAACAUUAAUCCAGAUGAUAUCAUCAGUUGCCUUAACAAAUAUCCUAAAGCACACGUUAAAUAUCUAGAACAUCUAGUAUUGGAAAGAAAAAUAGAGAAAGAAAAGUACCAUACUCAUCUAGCUGUCUUGUACUUGGAGGCAAUACUUCAGCUAAAAUCUGUGACCACAGAUAACUGUACAGAAACAACUGAACUGCUGUUUAAACUACGCAGUCUUCUUCAGAAAUCUGAUCUUUAUAGAAUUCACUUUAUUUUGGACAAAAUCCAGGGCACAGACCUUCAUAUGGAAAGUGCAAUUUUAUAUGGAAAACUAGAAGACCAUGAGAAGGCUUUGCAUAUCCUUGUCCACGAGUUAAAGGAUUUCCAUGCUGCUGAAGAAUACUGUAUAUGGAACUCUGAGAACAGAGGCAUGCAGUACAGACGGAGGCUUUUUCAUAUGCUGCUGUCAGUGUACCUAAAUCCAGGCACUUCGGACUGUGCACUAGUCAUGGCUGCUGUGGAUCUCUUGAAUAACCACGCUGCUGAAUUUGAUGCGGCUCUAGUUUUGCAGCUGGUGCCUGACAGCUGGUCAGUGCAGCUCCUCUCCCCGUUCCUGGCUGGAGCAGUGAGGCAAAGCAUUCAUACAAAAAGAAUGACUCAGAUUACACUCGGGUUAGCACAAGCUGAAAACUUAAUCUACAAACACGAGAAGGUUAAACAAAAAGGACCCCCAAUUCUUCUUUCGGACAAAAAGGUCUGUCAGGUGUGCCAAAAUCCCUUCUGCGAGCCUGUAUUUGUAAGAUACCCAAAUGGGGGUAUGGUCCACACACACUGUGCUGCAAACAGACACCUGAAUUCAAAUGGGACUCAUCACUCUUCCAGCUCCAGCAAUCAGACUUGAAAUAUGUUCCCGUCCCACAGGUUCUCAUGACUUACACCCCAUUGAAAGUGGGCUGGAAAAAAGAACAAAGUGCAGCUACUUUAGGUAUAAAUCAAGAUGAACAGCUAUUCUUUGGGCUAAUGGAAAGACUUCCAGUAAAUAUGAAAUAUCGCCACUUAUCUUUUUUGAUUUCUAAUGAAUGUAGAUAGCAAAGAAAAUUCACUACCAGAAAUGGAGAGGUGCAAAUAUAGGCUCUUCUGUAUAUAGUAAUGAACAGUUAAAGAAAAUGAGCCUUUCCUUCCCAGUAAGGAUGAAUGUUAUGGAGACAAAGCAAAUAGUUAUUUUAAGAAAUGUCACUUUGCACUGAAUGUGGUGUUGAUAAAUUUGUAGAGGUGGAGAUGGCAUCUAUUGGAGUUGGAAUUCUUGGAACAUUAUGUGACAAGACUGGCAUCAUGCAGCUUACUAUCAAGACAAAAAUGUGCGUUGGUUAUAAUGUUUGCUGCAGCAUGGAUUUUGGGCUGGAUUCUCUUCCCCAGGAUCACAUUGUGAACUUGAUUUUUUUGCUCUACAAAUUGUUGGCUUUUGAUGCACUUUUUAGUAC